GUCUGGGCGGAGGGGUCGCCGCAGCGUCCGCCGCUGCCUCAGCAGGGCAGGAAGGGAGCGGGGAGUGGGCCCGCCGUCCGGGGCGAAGAUGCUGCCCCUCUCCAUCAAGGACGAUGAAUACAAACCCCCCAAGUUCAACCUGGUCCGCAAGAUCUCGGGCUGGUUCAGGUCCAUCCUCUCGGACAAGACCUCCCGGAACCUGUUCCUGUUCCUGUGCCUGAACCUCUCCUUCGCCUUCGUGGAGCUGCUCUACGGCAUCUGGAGCAACUGUUUAGGCUUGAUUUCCGAUUCUUUUCACAUGUUCUUCGACAGCACUGCUAUCCUAGCUGGACUGGCAGCUUCAGUAAUUUCAAAAUGGAGAGAUAAUGAUGCUUUUUCCUAUGGGUAUGUUAGAGCGGAAGUUCUGGCUGGUUUUGUAAAUGGCCUAUUUUUGAUCUUCACUGCCUUUUUUAUUUUCUCUGAAGGUGUUGAGAGAGCAUUAGCACCUCCAGAUGUUCACCACGAGAGACUACUACUUGUUUCUGUGCUUGGGUUUGUUGUAAACCUAAUAGGAAUAUUUGCUUUCCAACAUGGAGGUCAUGGACAUUCACAUGGCUCUGGGCAUGGACAUAGUCAUUCCCUCUUUAAUGGUGCACUUGAUCAUGGACAUGGACAUGGAGAUCAUGGCCAUGGUCAUGGAGACCAUGGCCAUAGUCAUGAAUUGAAACAUGAUGCACAUAGUCACGAUCAUGGACACGGACACUUUGACUGUCAUGAUGGUCCCUCAAUUAAAGGAACAACAGGACCCAGCAGACAGAUCUUACAAGGUGUAUUUUUACACAUUUUAGCAGACACAUUGGGGAGUAUUGGUGUAAUUGCAUCUGCCAUCAUGAUGCAAAACUUUGGUCUAAUGAUAGCAGAUCCUAUUUGUUCAAUCCUUAUUGCCGUACUUAUAGUUGUAAGUGUUAUUCCUCUGUUAAGAGAAUCAGUUGGAAUAUUGAUGCAGCGAACACCUCCAUCACUGGAAAGUGCUCUGCCUCAAUGCUAUCAGAGGGUUCUGCAGUUGCAAGGAGUUUACCAUUUACAAGAGCAGCAUUUUUGGACUCUUUGUUCUGAUGUUUAUGUUGGGACCUUGAAAUUAGUAGUUGCACCUGAUGCUGAUUCAAGAUGGAUUUUAAGCCAAACUCACAAUAUUUUUACACAGGCUGGAGUAAGGCAACUUUAUGUACAGGUUGACUUUGCUGCCAUGUAAUGAAUCGUCAGAAAUUGUGCUCUUUGGACCAAAGGUUUCUGGUACUGUACAGUCUAAAACGUUGUGUCCUCAUCUUUUAUAAAACAGAGCCGUCGCCACUACAACAACCCAAGAUGAAGACCAAGUAGACACAUCUUUUAUGGUCUAGUGGAGGAGUUCUCUUUUAAGGAGCCAAAAUUAAAAGGAUCUGUCCUGGACUUUUGGUCUUGUUUUUUUGUGCCCUCUCUUUCCAAACCAUUUUCUUUUAAGGGUUUCUUUUUCUUUCUUUUCUACUAUCAUAUCUUUAUUUCGGUAGAAAUUCAGAUUGUGGGCUGUGUGAUCAUUGGUAAUGUCUUCUCUGAAGCUACUGAAACCACAGCUCAUUCCCCACAAACCAGUGUUAUUAGAAAAGAAAAAAAGUUUAAAAAAGGAAAUCUGUUUUGUAUAUAAUGUCACAUUGUUGACAUUCUGCAAUAUAAUCAUAUGUUUGUAAAAUUGUUUGUACUUUGCAAACUUAAUGAACCAAACCAUAUUGGGUUUUCAAAGUGCCUUUGCUUCAGAAAAUAUAUUUGCCAGCACAGAAAUGUAAUGUCAGGGGGUUUUAUUUUUUUUAUGGACAUACUAUAACUUGUACAAAAUAAGACUCUUGCUACUGAUGUAUACUAAAUUUAUUUUUGUGUACUUCAAGCAUAGUUUUAAAUGUAUAAAAAUUCCCCUUUAUUGUUUUAUCUUAUCAAAAUAAAAAGGUAAUACUUUUUUAGAAAAAUUCAUUAUCACAUAAAUUACUCUUUUGGAUUGUUUUCAAAGGUUUGCAAAUACAUCUGUUGUACAAAUGGCUGUUUUGGUCUAAUUAAACAUCUGCUAGUCUCCAAAUGAUUUUUGUAAAAACUGCUCUCUCUAUAUGGGAAGCAGUCCUAAAUUCCCCAUUGCCAUUUUUAUGGAGUUUGUAAAUAAAUGAAGGGAAAGGAUACUUACUGGCUUCUGGGGGGAGGGGGAAAGAAAAGAUGAUGAUUUGUGUUUGUCUUUUCAUUUUUUAAAUGCUGAUUUUUUUUAGCUUUGUUUUCCUGUGCAAAGCUUUGCGUACAUAAAAUUGCUUUCAAGAACCCCCUAAAGCUUGAAAGUGAUGGAUUUCAUUGAACUGUCACCAGUUUCCUAGAUGGAAGUGAGGAGGUCCUGAGACUAAACAAAGCAUGGGAGGUGAGUUGAGCACUUGACCUAACACAGGCAUCUUAAGCAGAGGUGAAGACAAAGCACUCUUACGGAUCUAAUUUGAGAGGAUGAGCAUUGAUACUUUUGAAGGAAUACUGAAAUGGAUAACUCUUUUUCUGCUUAUAAAUGAAAUCAUGUUAAAAAUUGAAAUAGCCAAGAAAUCCUCAAGGAAGGAAAUGAAUGUUUGAGAAUAUUAGUGAUAGCAAGUUCUUAAUUUUCCAUUGGGAGCAGAAAAAAAUAUGUUCAUUUUCUACUAUGGUAUAAUUUGAUUAUCUGCUUUCCAUAGCUGACCUACAAUCUCAAGAAGUGAGCAUUUAUGGUACAUCAAAUAUGUCAAUGGUUCCUACAUAAGGAAAAGAAAACAAUGGAUUAUCAUUAGGAAAAUUGUCUACCUUGUCUAUGCAUAUAUACAUAUGGACUAAAUUAUGGAUUUAUUGCUACUGAUUGGCCUGAAGUAUAUUUAUAUAUAUUAUUUUGUUGUAAAUUAAGUAGUAGUUUCAGAGCUGUAAGACUUGCUAGAGAGAUUUCCUGAACCUAAGAAUCAAUGCAAUUGUAACUAGUUUAACUGAAAUAAUCGGAGACUUUUAAAGGGGUGAGGAAAAGAUAUAUUCCCAUGAUCCUGCUGCUUUUACUUGACAGGUAUAAUUAGUCUUUUCUAAUCUUCUAACCACUGUUAAGCCUGUGAAACUCUGAUUUAUUCUUUAAACCUAUCACAGAAAUAAUGUUCAUAUUAUAGAAAAAUGACAGAAUUAGUAUGACUGAGAGAUUUUGGAGUUUAAGACUUAAGACAAUUGAAUAUGGAAGAAUUUGUCAAACAUUUCCUGUGUGGAGAAUGAGAUUUUCUUUUAGUAGGUAUAUGCAUGAUUGUUGUGUGGGUUUUAAAGAAGGGUCAGGUGUUCAUUGUUGUGGUCUUUAUGUACUGUCUCUGCUGUUCAGCAGAAAGAAUGAUUUUUACAGACACUAAUCUGAGCCACCGUUUGUUUACUUUUUAAUGAAGAAAAACCUGCUUCUCUUUAUGAAAUUGUAUUCACGGUGCACCCAAAGAAAUUGCAUGAGUAUUAUAAAUUUUCCAUUUGAUGACAGUUUAGAGCUACUGAAUUAAUGAACAAAAUUCUUACCAUUGCUUCUACAUUGAGAGUAGGAGCCUGAAAUCACAAGAUUGGUAUAAAUAAUUUCUGCAUUAGUUCAAAUGAAUGUAUAUAGUAUUAAAGUAUAGUAGAAGACA
This is a messenger RNA of Vombatus ursinus (common wombat), 3644 nucleotides long. It is a transcript of the gene SLC30A7, whose product is annotated as solute carrier family 30 member 7. NCBI's taxonomy places the organism in Eukaryota, Metazoa, Chordata, Mammalia, Diprotodontia, Vombatidae. Gene Ontology annotation, biological process: transmembrane transport; intracellular zinc ion homeostasis; zinc ion transport. The record is from RefSeq and is a predicted model, not a curated record. Gene Ontology annotation, cellular component: membrane; Golgi apparatus. Gene Ontology annotation, molecular function: zinc ion transmembrane transporter activity. The coding region runs from base 89 to 1231 and encodes 380 amino acids. The transcript has 11 exons.